UUCAACAGUUACAAAUAUAGUUCAAUUAACCUAGUGUAGCAUCGGUCUAUUAAACAAGUUAUCCUCAUUCUAUCUGCUUGUUAUAAGAAAUCCAGUAAGAAAAUCUCGAAACUAAUACAGAAUUUAGUCAAACAGAUAAGAACGGAUUGUUAAAGAUGAAAAGAAAUACAGUAUAUAAAUAUAUGUUGACGGCCUUUUAAAAAACGUUAUCCAAAUUCCUAGUUUGAACUCGAAAGGAAGGUCGACCCAGUUGAUUGCCUUGCUCCUAUUGAAAUCAAGGUUAGUCACUCGAUGAGGAAUUUUUUUUGGCAUUUUUGAGAGACUUCCAAUCUAUGUCCAUGUGCAAGAUAUCGACAUUUUUAGCGCUUAUUAUAUUAGUCCGUGGGCAGGAAUGGGUUCGGCAAUUAAUUUUGGAUCCUUAUAAUAAAUAUCAUGUAGGAUGGUGGAUUACUAAUGAUAUUAUUGGAUUUCAAGUGGAAGUGGCUACAAGAGGGUGGAUCGGCUUUGGCAUCUCUAGAAAUGGACAGAUGGCCGAUAGCGAUGUGGUAAUUGGAUGGGUGAAUGACGGAAAUGCUAUUUUACAGGAUAGACACAUUAACAAAGGAAGGAAAGUUUUAGUGGAUAGUCAACAGGACUGGAUAUUAGAUUUUGGUGAAGAAAAUGAAACACAUACAAAAUUAAGAUUCCACAGAAGAUUAAUGACCUGUGAUAAUGAUGAUCUGCCCAUUGAUGAUAGCAUGACUCAUCUGAUAUAUGCCUAUCAUCGUGAAGAUCCAGCUUUUGACAGGAUACCUGUCAGACAUUAUCCACAUCACAGAGGGUCAAAGAAAACUAUUCUCUUACAAGGAAAUCAGAUUAAUUUAAUAAGAAAAAAUUAUAGUAUCUGGGAAAUACUUGCACCUAAUAAUACUAUACCUAAAAAUAAGGAUACAACUUAUCUGUGUACUUUAUUCAGAGUUCCCUAUGUUGGAAGAAAACGUCAUGUCUUUGAAAUAGAACCCAUAAUACAGAAAGGUAAUGAACAAUUUGUCAAUCAUAUUGUUCUAUAUAAGUGCUUAAAAAUCAGACCCAAAACUGUUCGUCCAUAUUUAAACAACAAAAGCUACAAUUGUUAUUAUCCGGAUAUGCCAGAUAUAUUUUCAAAUUGCCAAACUGUACUUUUUUCGUGGGCUUUAGGUGGUGAAUCAUUUAUUCUUCCUAAACAUGUUGGUUUACCAUUUGGUGGAAAAGAUGGAAUAUUUUUCCUAUUAGAAAUUCAUUAUGAUAAUCCCAAUUUUAUGUCAGGAAUUGUUGAUCAUUCUGGUCUUAGACUCUAUUAUACUACACAUUUAAGGAAAUUUGAUGGAAUGACUUUAGUGGUUGGAGCUGUUUAUGAACCUUGUGUUAUUAUUCCACCAAAUGAUAAUAAUUUUAUUGUGGCAGGACAUGGUGAUCCAAAAUGUCUUUCUCCAGUAUGGGUAACCUGUGAUCUCCAUGUUGUGAACAGUAUUCUGAUACCUGUCAGACAUUAUCCACAUCACAGAGGGUCAAAGAAAACUAUUCUCUUACAAGGAAAUCAGAUUAAUUUAAUAAGAAAAAAUUAUAGUAUCUGGGAAAUACUUGCACCUAAUAAUACUAUACCUAAAAAUAAGGAUACAACUUAUCUGUGUACUUUAUUCAGAGUUCCCUAUGUUGGAAGAAAACGUCAUGUCUUUGAAAUAGAACCCAUAAUACAGAAAGGUAAUGAACAAUUUGUCAAUCAUAUUGUUCUAUAUAAGUGCUUAAAAAUCAGACCCAAAACUGUUCGUCCAUAUUUAAACAACAAAAGCUACAAUUGUUAUUAUCCGGAUAUGCCAGAUAUAUUUUCAAAUUGCCAAACUGUACUUUUUUCGUGGGCUUUAGGUGGUGAAUCAUUUAUUCUUCCUAAACAUGUUGGUUUACCAUUUGGUGGAAAAGAUGGAAUAUUUUUCCUAUUAGAAAUUCAUUAUGAUAAUCCCAAUUUUAUGUCAGGAAUUGUUGAUCAUUCUGGUCUUAGACUCUAUUAUACUACACAUUUAAGGAAAUUUGAUGGAAUGACUUUAGUGGUUGGAGCUGUUUAUGAACCUUGUGUUAUUAUUCCACCAAAUGAUAAUAAUUUUAUUGUGGCAGGACAUGGUGAUCCAAAAUGUCUUUCUCCAGCAAUUCCAGCAAAUGGAAUAAAAAUAUUUGCUGUCUCACUACAUAUGCAUUUACUAGGUAGAAAAUUUGUUCUUCGCCACUUUAGAGGAAACAAAGAACUGCAACCCAUAGUCAGUGAAAAAAAUUAUGAUUAUUAUUUUCAGGAAUACCAUUACUUACAAAAAGAAGUCACUGUUCUUGCUACUGAUCAUCUUGUUGCUGAAUGUACUUAUAACUCAAUAGGAAGAAACAUAACAACAUUUGGAGGAUUAGGAACUAAAGAUGAGAUGUGUCUGGCAUUCAUUCUCUAUUAUCCAAAGAUAGCCAGAUCUUUUGCAAUAAGUGCACCAUCAUGUAAUCUAGUUGUUGGAUUAGCUGGUGUUGAGAAAAAUUGGCCGGAAUCAGAGAUUUUAGAAUCUCCCUUAACAAAAGAAAAUCAAACUUUUCUUCACUAUCUAGCAACAUAUCCUUGGAGAGUAAAUUACAUUGAUAUAAUGGAAGAGACGAUAAGAUACAGUCCUCAUCUUUCAACAUGUAUAUUUGGAAACAGCACAAGAAUAAUUAUGAACAGUCACGUUACAUAUCCAGUAAAUUUUACAUCUUAUCAGGAAGCUGACUGCUCAAAUGCCAUGGAAAAGUGCAAUUAUUUUUGCAAAUUUUACAUAAUUUAUUUUUUAGUUAUAUAUUUCUGUUACACAUAAAUUUCUUUAUACAGGAUGUGCAGUUUAAUAUUCUAAAAUUUGAUUCAAUUAAAAAAUCUUCCAAUUAGAAGCAUAUGUUUCCAAAACAAAUUGAUAAAAUGUUCAGGAAAAUUUCAAGACUAAUGCAAAUUACAUUUAUGAACAAAGCAAAUACAUUACAUAAUUUAGAUAAGAUAUAGUACAAUAACUAUAGAAUCUAUUUAAAAAUCAUUAACUGAAACGAUCAUUCAUAAACUGUAAAAUUUGUUUUCUGAAAUUAUUAAUUAUUGAAAAAGGAACAUAAUGGAUUCCAUUUAACUCAUUAUUUUAGAUUUGUAUUAGCUCAAACUGAAAAAAAUUAUUUUGUUUAUUUUUAAUUUGUAAGGUUUGAUGUUUAAAUAUUCAUUACAGUAUAAUUCAGCAAUAAGAAAGUGCAUUUGAAAGGUUUAAAAUGUAUAUUCUUAUUGCUUCAUUAAUUACAACUGAUUUAAUAACAAUAUCAUUUAUACAUUAGAAUGAAUGUAUAAUAAGAAUUAUCCAGUUUGUAUUGAUAUAAAACACUUGUUUGGAAAAAAUCUCCAAUGAUUAUUGGAUUCCUAGUGUAAUCAGAUUAAUUUAUUGUAUACUGGAUUAACGUUGAAGAGAGACAUUUAAAAAAUGUUUCAUGAAUUCAAAUAUUAAACUGAAUUUACAAAAUACUUUUGAAAUGAGUUUUUCAUUCUUGAAACUUGAGAAAAAUUUAAUUACA
Messenger RNA from Centruroides sculpturatus (bark scorpion), 3564 nucleotides. RefSeq names its product DBH-like monooxygenase protein 1. Lineage: Eukaryota; Metazoa; Arthropoda; Arachnida; Scorpiones; Buthidae. Gene Ontology annotation, molecular function: dopamine beta-monooxygenase activity; copper ion binding. Gene Ontology annotation, biological process: norepinephrine biosynthetic process; dopamine catabolic process; octopamine biosynthetic process. The coding region runs from base 333 to 2837 and encodes 834 amino acids. The record is from RefSeq and is a predicted model, not a curated record. The transcript is spliced from 20 exons. Gene Ontology annotation, cellular component: secretory granule membrane.